AUGGUGAUCAAAGACAACCCCUCGAUUGGCCCGCCCACCGAUGACCUCACGAUAACACGCGAAAACGCGCCAACACUCGAAGCGCGUCAAAGUGUCGCCACGCACACAACAGACCCGCCGCGGCCAGAUCAUGGCAUCAUGGCUGCACCGUCCACACGGCUGACGACUCGCACGAGCGAGUAUGGCUCAGAUAUCGACAUCCAGUCCAUCGCGACGCUGAGCGACUACGGCUCGGACAUUGACAUUGACGACGACACCAUACUCGCCGACGCCUUUGACACGAUAACAGACGCUGCGCAAACCCAGAAGAGCGCAGUCCUCCCCAGCAUAGAAUUCGAAGAAGGCGAACUCGAAGACGAAGAGCAGGAUGUGGACGGCUUCGUGCAGAUUCAUAGACCCACGGUCCUGCGUGUUGCAAAGAGCAAGGCCAAUGUCGACGCGGAUGCACAGAGGGAUAUACAGAGCUCGCCCAUGCGAGAGCGCAAGGCGCUGGAAGUCGAGUACGACGAACGAUCGCGACGGGCGUGGAGUGUUCCUCACGAACAACCAGCCUCUCCCCCCAGACCCUCGCAAUUACGAUCUGAUCGCAGCAUAUCACAGUCUACGCGCGCCGCCUCUACUACACAGGCCGCACAUGCUGCCGAAACCGAUAACCGGCCGCCCAUCGAGCGUUUCCGAACGAAGCCCAAGAAGUGUCUUUCGGUGACUGAUCUCGUCUCACCAGCAUGGUGCGAACUGCAGUACUUUUACACGUUGAGCAAGUUUGGCCGCAAACCGCGGACACAGGCGAUGAAAACCGGUAGCAAGAUCCACCAGACGCUGGAAGACCAGGUGCACACAACAGUGCCAGUGCAGGUAGAAAGUAAAGAAGACCGAUUUGGACUACGCAUGUGGAAUGCUAUAUCAGGCCUGCGGUGUCUUCGCGAGACGGGCCUUACGCGUGAACUAGAAGUCUGGGGCGUGCUCGAAGGCCAAGUCAUCAACGGCGUCAUCGACGAGAUCUCCUACGAAUGUCCCGACCCAGAAUUUGAAGAGGAGCUCGAGCGAACCCGCGCCGAGAAAAAUGGCGGCAUCGUCCCCCUACCACCAGGCCAACUCAGCAUCACAGACGCCUUCGCAAAAGCCAGCAAACCGCCCUCCUUCAGCCCACUAGUCUCCACACCACCUUCCGACCGCCAAAUCUACAUUGCAGACGUAAAAACACGAUCCGCGAAAUCCCUCCCAACAGGCGCGUCUCUCCGCCCUACCUGGAUGCAACUAAUGCUCUACCGCAAACUCCUCGAGUCCCUCUCCCUCAACACCGUCGACGCCGAAACCGUCUUCGCGCGCUACUCCCUCGACCCCCUCACCCCCUUCACCCCGCUCUUCCUUUCCGAAAUCAGCAACAUCGGCCCCGAAAACCGCGUCUCCUCCUACCCCAACCUACUCGCCCUCUGGUCCCUGCUCGUCACCGAAAUGCAAGCCACAUUCCCUCCUUCCAGCCUCUCGCCCAUCCUGCGCGCGGAGUUUAGGUAUGCGAAGACGGGGGAUGUGUUGGGUAGCCGGCUUACGGUGUAUGAAGCGAGUGUUGUUGAUGGGUAUGUGGAGAGCGAGAUGGAUUGGUGGAAGGGGAGGAGGGAGGCCAAGGGCGUGGAGAUUGAAGAGGCGUUUAAGUGUCGGAUUUGUGAUUUUAGCGAGGAGUGUAGUUGGCGGAAGACGAAGGUUGAGGAGGCGGUGGAGAAGGGGAGGUUGAGGAGGGAGGCGGAGGCGAAGGAGAGGGGGAGGAGUGCUGUGUAG
Molecule: messenger RNA, 1776 nt
Organism: Alternaria metachromatica
Lineage: Eukaryota; Fungi; Ascomycota; Dothideomycetes; Pleosporales; Pleosporaceae
Exons: 2
Coding region: 1-1776 (591 amino acids)
Biological process (GO): interstrand cross-link repair
Cellular component (GO): mitochondrion; nucleus
Molecular function (GO): single-stranded DNA 5'-3' DNA exonuclease activity
Source: RefSeq, a predicted model, not a curated record